GCCUAUGAACUGACUGUGAAUGAUCUUUUACUCGUACGGAAAGAAAACCAUGAUUUACGAGCUGCGCAUGAAAAAGAGAAGGAAAAACGUCAAAUAUCUAAGAAACAGAUAUCUACUGAGCAAGGUAUUACUAGAGAGGAAGCCCAAGCACUCGUACAAAGCCAGGUUGAGGCAUCCCAAGCCGUUACUACUACUCCAGGUGAGCCUGAGCUCCCAGCUUCUCAACCAGUCGUACGCCGCCAAUUUCGCUGCAGUGGCUGUGGUGUUGAAGGACAUAAAAUAACUAGAUGUCCUAAUCGUACUAGUAAUUAA
This is a messenger RNA of Talaromyces stipitatus ATCC 10500, 312 nucleotides long. RefSeq lists its product as uncharacterized. The record is from RefSeq and is a predicted model, not a curated record. Lineage: Eukaryota; Fungi; Ascomycota; Eurotiomycetes; Eurotiales; Trichocomaceae. The transcript has a single exon. The annotation marks the transcript as partial.